AUGGAAAAGACAUUUGACGAGGCUGCUGUUGGUAGCCAAGAUGGCAGUAACAGUGAUCUAGAGCAUGUCGAGAUUGACUGGACUACAGAAGAGGAGGCAAAACUCGUCCGAAAAAUGGACUUUACUAUCAUGCCGCUGCUAGUCCUGGGCUUUUUUGCUCUUCAACUUGAUCGAGGAAAUAUUGGGAAUGCUCUUACAGAUUUCUUCCUAUCGGAUGUUGGAAUUACACAGGGUCAGUUCAACGUUGGUCAGCAGCUUUUAUCAGCGGGUAUUGUACUUCUUGAAAUACCCAGUAACUUCAUUCUUUACCGCCUCGGACCGGCGAGAUGGAUAGGUUCUCAGAUUAUCGCAUGGGGUCUUGUUGCUACAUUCCAGGCCUUCCAGAAAGGCCUCGGUGCGUUUCUUUCUACUCGACUUCUUCUUGGCCUGUGUGAAGCUGGAUUCAUUCCUGCAGGUCUCUACACAAUUACACGAUGGUAUAAACGUGAUGAGACGAGCAAGCGAUUCGCUAUCUACUUCCUCGGCAAUGGAAUUGCAAGUGCUUGUACAGGUCUAAUUGCCUACGGGAUUUUACAUAUGAGAGGGAUCGGGGGACUUGGUGGAUGGCAAUGGCUCUUCAUUAUCGAGGGCAUAUUCACCAUCCUUGUUGGGAUACUUUUCAUCCUAUUCUUCCCUGACAGUCCCUUCAACCCCGUCUCUAUCUUCAAAUACGGCGUCUUUACCGAAAGGGAGAGACACAUCCUCACCAAAAGAAUCCUUGCGGAUGAUCCGACAAAGAUCCACGUCAAGCCAACCGUUACUAAAGAAGAGUUCAGAAACGUGAUCACAAACUGGAAACUUAUUCCUCACAUCCUCCUCACCAUUGCCGCUCUUGCGCCUGCUACCACAAUGAGCUCUUACUCGCCAAGUCUCGUCAGGUCAUUUGGCUACGAGCGACUCAAGUCCAACGCGCUUGUUUCGAUCGGAUCAUGGGCUUUCGUUGUUACCAACUUGAUAUGGGGCUACUUGGGUGACAAGCUUCAGAUGCGAGGUCCCCUCGUGGCGUUAGGCAUAUUCCUAUUUUGGGUAUUUACUAUUGCUGAUCGAGUUAUGGUGUUUUCUCCCAAUGGACGUGCACGGUUUGCUCUUUUAACAUUGACACAUGCUACCGGAUGGCAAUGGCAUCCCCUAAAUGGGUCAUGGAUGGCUCUCAACGCUGGUUCUGCCGGAGAAAGAUCCAUCACCAUGGCUAUCCUCAUCAUGGCAGCCAACACGUCUGGUAUCAUUGGAAGCCAGCUCUUCCAAGAACACGAUGCGCCUUUGUACAAGACUGGAUGGACAGCAAUUAUGGCCCUUGCUUCGGUUGGUCUCGUGAUGGCAGUCAUUGCCAAUUUGCAGUAUUACUUCCUUAAUGGACGGCGGAUAAGCCGAAAGGGGUUGAAGUACAGUCCUUGA
This is a messenger RNA of Fusarium sp. VM40, 1434 nucleotides long. NCBI's taxonomy places the organism in Eukaryota, Fungi, Ascomycota, Sordariomycetes, Hypocreales, Nectriaceae. The record is from the annotation of a GenBank genome assembly.